Molecule: messenger RNA, 993 nt
Organism: Aspergillus novofumigatus IBT 16806
Lineage: Eukaryota; Fungi; Ascomycota; Eurotiomycetes; Eurotiales; Aspergillaceae
Product: mitochondrial fission process 1 family protein
Exons: 4
Coding region: 1-993 (330 amino acids)
Biological process (GO): mitochondrial fission
Cellular component (GO): mitochondrion
Source: RefSeq, a predicted model, not a curated record
AUGUUCUGGAGGAAGCGUGAUCAUCACGAUGAGACUCCCGCAGACACGCCGCAGCAACCGAUAUCCCGCGAGAAGCUUCCUGCUCAUCUCCAGAAAAUAGUUGACCAGGAUGAUGGCUUCUACGAUGAUAUCUACCCCCCAUACUCCGUCGAUUCAACCGACACCCCCUACCGGUACGCCGGUUACGUCAACCGCAUUCGCACCAUCCUCCUCUCCGCCCACCGCUACGUCGCCUACACCUCCGACAUAGGCGAGUCCUUCCGCCCCGUCGCACACCCCUACCUCGUGCGCACCGCCUACGGCAUCUCCUGGACCUAUCUGCUCGGCGAUGUAGCCCACGAAGGCUACAAAGCCUACCUGCGCAACCGGCACGUCCUCGCCCCGCGCGGCGAGGCCUACAAGGACGCAAAGGACCUCUCGGCCAACGAGGUCGUCAUGGGCAUGGCAACAGGCGACAUGGGCAGUCCCAGCGCAGGUGCCGAGCUCGCCCCCUGGCCGACAACCCGCAUCCCCCUCAUCGAGGACUACCGCAUGGUAAUGGUCAAGCGGGCCGUAUUCCAGAGCAUCGCAAGCAUGGGGCUGCCGGCCUUUACGAUCCACUCGGUGGUCAAAUACUCCGGGCAAAUGAUGAAGAACAAUAAGAACGUGUUUAUGCGGACCUGGACGCCUAUCGGUCUCGGCCUAGCAGUCGUCCCCUUCCUCCCCUACAUCUUCGACGAACCCGUCGACGAAGCAGUGGAAUGGUCCUUCCGGACCGCCCUUCGCGCCUACGCCGGCGAGGACGCCACCCAAGCGGAGAAGAACUCAUCCACAGCGCUCGGAGCCGACGGGUCCGUCGCAGCAAGCGCGAAUCUCUCCUGGGAGGAAUACAAGGCCGAGCGGCAGAAGGCGAAGGAGGAGCGCAGGCGGGAGCGCGAGGCCAAGGGCCGGACGGGACCGCUCGCUUGGUUGGGAUUCGGGUCGGACUCGGACUCGAAGAGUAAAACCGAGUAA